Molecule: messenger RNA, 1653 nt
Organism: Cutaneotrichosporon cavernicola
Lineage: Eukaryota; Fungi; Basidiomycota; Tremellomycetes; Trichosporonales; Trichosporonaceae
Gene: XPT1
Exons: 4
Coding region: 1-1653 (550 amino acids)
Biological process (GO): N-glycan processing to lysosome; carbohydrate phosphorylation
Cellular component (GO): Golgi apparatus
Molecular function (GO): UDP-N-acetylglucosamine-lysosomal-enzyme N-acetylglucosaminephosphotransferase activity
Source: RefSeq, a predicted model, not a curated record
AUGCGAAGCGUACUUGCCGCGCUCAAGGGCGCUGUACGCACGGUUCACCUCCUCUUGUGGGACACGGCCUUUCACACCGACGACGUCCAUCUCCUCCAACCUGAAGCGCGUGACAACUUGCAAGCCGACCUCGAUGACGACGACAAUGAAUAUACCUCCCUGUCAGAAUACCUCUCCAAAACAUGGCGCGUGGUUCAGACUCCCUCGUGGCUCAAUUUUGGGCGCACUCACCUCGAGACGCCUGGGGAGCGAACGCCCCACUUUCGUUACGCAGCCCAUAGCGAGAUCUACCGCAUUCCCAACGUCGACUCAGAUGGUACUCCCCUAGAACCAGGCGAGGCAGCAUGGCACGAGCGCGAGUGGCUCAAAGACGCCCUCCCGACAUACGACUCGAUGAGAAUCGAGAGUCGCAUUGCAUUCCUCCCCGACAUGGCCGACGUAGCAGUCGCAUUCAACGACGACUACUUUCUCCUUCGACCGCUGGCCGUGUCCGACUUUCACUCGCCGCUGUACGGGUCCAUCCUGCGUUUUAAGCAUGACAACGAACGCAUCACGACCGAGCUCAACCCCCAGUUCUUCGGCACUGACGGCGAGUACGGCGGCCUUUUCCAAGCCAACCAUCUCCUCAGUCAGCGAUACCCUGUGGUACCACGUCCUUACCUCCUGCACGUGCCCAAGGUGAUCACCCAGAGCCUACAGGUCGAGGCGACCCUCAUGUUUUCCAAGAUGAGCACCUUGAGCGCGUCCAAGCGUUUCCGCGAACUGCCAAUUGGGCAUGGCGACUUACAGAGCCAGUGGCUGCAGAUUGCGCUUCGCACCGAGCGGUGGCGCGAAGCCAUGCUGUGGACGUGGGUUGUCGCCAAACUCGGUGGAGCGAAUGGAAGCUUGGGCCAGGCCGAAAGAGAGCAAGUCGGUCGCCUCCUCGGAAAGACGCCAGGAACAAAUGGCAGUGUCGAGGUCGUCCGUGGACCACGCGAGACGCUCAAACACAUCGAGACAAACUUUGCCCAUGCAGGUUGGGAUAACCCCAAGAACACAGAGUAUGUCUGGAGCUCGCUUGACGGUCAUCUACCCAUGACGGGAAAGAAAACGGCCGACCCGGUCGAGAACGCAAAGUGUACCAUCGACCUCGAAAAGUGUUUCGACACAUUCUGGACCGAGGGCCAGACCACUGCGGCGCACAUGUUCAAGCACCUCGCGUUCCGUCACCCAAAAUGCGGCGACUGCUUAUUAAUGGCGCUGGAAAUCUUUCCCUCCCCAGACGCGACGUACACAAUCCCCAAGACGGCGUCACCGCCACCGUACAUCGCACCACCACAUCUCCCCAUGACGCCGACGUGGGACGAGGCCGAUUUCUCGCUAUCCAAGGCAUUGGCCAAGACCGCCUUGCCGGGAGACAAGGUACCGCUGCGCCAGUGGACCAUGCACCUCCUCUCACGAUACUUGUACACGUAUGGCAAGUCCGACGUCGUGUUCACGCAGCUGCGCACGCCCGAAUCGGCGGCCGACCAGUUUGCGUCCCUCGACCUUGACGAGGAACCAAGCGUGCUGUGCCUCAAUGACGACAUUGAGCGCAACUAUAACGAGGUGCUCGAGCUCGUCGGUACCUGGUUUGAGAAGCGGUGGCCCAACAAGGCGGGGUGGGAGCGGUAG